GGGGGGGGCGGGUUUGAAAGAUUGGAACUUUAAAAAACCAAAUGACUUCCUCCUUCCACACACCCCCCACCCCCGCACAGGAUUAUAUGUAAAAUACAAACUAAUUUUGCCUUUUCUCGUGGGAGUCAGCCACCCGGGAAAAGUGGCCCUUAUGCCUGCAGCUGACUUUGAUUGGGAGGAGGCUUAGGAGGAGAAGCGGAAGCCAGAGAUUCGUGUGGACCAUGGAUGUCAUCACCCCGGCCCUUUCAGAACCCCUUUCAGAACUCGGAGGGGGGACUUCAGAGCCCAGUGUUACUCUGCAGGUAACGCUCAGCAGGCUGGACAGAGAUAAGGACCAGAGCAGCAGCAUCUUUGCUGGGGUGGCGGGACUCCUUGCCAUCCUCCUGGUCAUCGCGGUUCUCUGCAUCCUGUGGAACUGGAGAGCACGGAAGAAGCGGCGGGUUCCUUACCUGCGAGUCACCACGGUGCCCUUGCUAACUCUGCCUCAGUCCAGACAAAGAGCCAAAAAUAUUUAUGACCUCGUGCCCCGGAGGCAAGGAGUGCUAGGGAGACAUCAGUCAAGGAGUUUCCGCGUAUUCAGUAUCGAGAGCCUCCUCUCCAGAAACUCUGACAGCCCUCCCUCCGCACACGUGACCUCCUGGGCCGGCCAUGCCCUCCAGGUGCACGGAGCCCAGGCUCACUCCGUAGGUAUCUAUGACAACACCGCGGGGCCCCGGAUGUAUGAGAACCUCACUCCCUCCGUGCACUCCGUCAACGUCAGAGCAGCUGGAGACCACCCGAGCAUUUCCUCAGAGGACUCCCGGGACUAUGUCAAUGUCCCCCCGGCAGCGGAGAUUGAUGAGAGGCUGGCUUCUACCCACCACCCCCCUGGGCACCGCUUUGUCCUCCCAGGUGCUCAGGAGCUGGGAUUUACUGAGGAAAGAGACGAGGGCUGUGCCCAUGCCAAUGACUACGCCUGGUUUUUGCCUCCAGGAACUGAGAGCAAUGACCCACUCAGAGAUGAGGAAGGAUCUUCUCAGACCUCAAAUGACUAUGUCAACACGGCAGAGUUGGACCUGGGGGCCACCCAGGGGACGCAGCCCUGGAUGCCCUCUCGGUGCUGCCGAGAUUAUGAAAAUGUCCUUCCAGCAGAUCCCAAUAGAAGCCAGCAGUCGGUGGGAGAAGGGACAGCCUCACACACAAACCAUGUGGAGGGCAGGGCAGGGGGUAUAGAGACUCCUGUCCACCUUGUCAUGCCAUCAGGGAGGUUCCUGGCUUCUGGGGAUUAUGGGACCUAUCAGCCAUCUGCACAGAGUGAGAGCAGGCAGAUGGAACGUGGAGGAGAGAUGUCAAACGAGGGCUCCAAUGAUGAUGACGUUGUGCUGGCUGCCACAUCAGGGGGCAGCGAUGCUGAGCAGGAACAAGACACGUGGCUCUUCCUGAGGAAUUAAAGCCUCGUCACCCAGCUGGAAAGCCACAUGUACUAGUCUCUCCUGCCACGUCCAAGUGAAGAUCCUUGACCAUCCUGCAUUUCAGUGGAUUUAUCUGGUUAGACUACAAAGAGGCUGAGAUGCAUGGGGAUCUAAGAGGUUUACAGAAGCAGAGGUUUGGGAAAGCCAGAAAGAAAUUCUUUUCAAACAGGCCAUGAUCUCUCAUAUCAACUUAAGGAUGUUUCCUAAACUGCCUUUUAGGACUAUUAGGAGAUUUAAAAAUAAACAAAUAAAAAAAAAAAGAGAGUACUUUAGUGCACAGUGGAAAUAUAAAGUAGUCUAAAA
Pipistrellus kuhlii (Kuhl's pipistrelle) is the source of this 1754-nucleotide messenger RNA. RefSeq names its product lymphocyte transmembrane adaptor 1 (gene LAX1). Lineage: Eukaryota; Metazoa; Chordata; Mammalia; Chiroptera; Vespertilionidae. The transcript is spliced from 5 exons. Gene Ontology annotation, biological process: negative regulation of T cell activation; intracellular signal transduction; lymphocyte activation. Gene Ontology annotation, cellular component: plasma membrane. Bases 222 to 1430 code for a protein of 402 amino acids. The record is from RefSeq and is a predicted model, not a curated record.